CCUUUAUCUACGCCAGGAUUUGUAGAGAUCUUGCGACUGUUUCCUAAUUUGACAAGAUUUGAAUAUGCAACCAAUUUCUAUACUUUCAAUAAUCAAUUUGAAGGUGUCACGCCGGAUAUGUUUGAAGCAGAAAGGUCUGCAGUGGCUGCCAUUAUGGAGACUCGGCCAUUGGUCUAUCAUGGUCAAUGGCAUGAACCUAUUACAACUGAACAACGUUUAAUGGCAGGCAUG
Molecule: messenger RNA, 231 nt
Organism: Mucor mucedo
Lineage: Eukaryota; Fungi; Mucoromycota; Mucoromycetes; Mucorales; Mucoraceae
Exons: 1
Source: RefSeq, a predicted model, not a curated record